AGCCACCUCCUAAGUCUGCGCCGGCGGCAGCGGUUCCGCCUCGCGCGGGGCAAGUGUCAGUGCGCCCUGCCGCACCCGCCGCGACAGCCCGCAGAGUGGACGGGCGGGAGGACCCCGUUUCCGCCACUCUUACCUUCUGGAUCCGUUUUAGAGCCAUGCUCCCGCUGCUCGUGCCCCACCGGCCCUGCGGGGCAGCCUAAGGCGGCCGUCUGGGCCACAACGCUGCACGCCGGGAGCGGCGCUCUACGCGUGCGCGCCGCGGUGCGCUGUGGGUAGCUAGUGCGCGCAGCAGUCCUGGGUCUGACCACCGUGUCGCGCACGGUCAGUUACUAGGCCACGGUCACUGGGCCCUGUGGCACUGGUUUCUGCUAGGCGAGGGGCCUGUACACCAGGGCAUGCCUGAAACCGCAGGCGCCACACGCAAUGCUCUCUGCCCCUCCCUGGGCUCCUCCCCGGGCUGUCACUUAACUCCUGAGCUUAGUGGUUGUCAGCGCUGAUAGAAGUGGAAUUACUGGUCAAAGGGCAUUCAGAUCUGGGAGAAGUGGCCCCAGAAGUAAAACCUUCAGACAGCCAAACAUCUGUGGCAAUUGCAGAUUUGGAAUGGAGAGAAAUGGAAGGAGAUGACUGCGGGUUCCAUUAUGGAGAUGGUACAAACGAGGCUCAGGACAAUGACUUCCCCACAGUGGAGAGAAGCAGGUUUCAGGAGAUGCUGUCCCUGUUGGGACUGGAGACAUACCAGGUACAGAAGCUCACCCUCCAGGACUCCCUGCAGAUCAGUUUUGACAGCAUGAAGAACUGGGCUCCUCAGGUUCCCAAGGACCUUCCCUGGCAUUUCCUCAGGAAGCUGCAGGCACUCAACGCCGAAGCCAGGAACACCACCAUGGUGCUGGACGUGCCUCCAGAGGCCUGGCCUGCAGAGAAGGAGAGCCAGGCAGAGGAGGAGAUGAUGUACUGGGACCCAGCGGAGGACGUCGCUGCUGACAUCUACUCUUUCUCAGAGCUGCCCAUGCCUGAUACGCCUGUGAACCCCCUGGAUCUCCUCUGUGCCCUCCUGCUGUCUUCAGACACCUUUCUGCAGCAGGAGGUCUUGCUGAAGAUGUCCCUCUGUCAGUUCGCACUCCCACUUGUGUUGCCCGAUUCUGAAAACCACUGCCACACCUUUCUGCUCUGGGCCCUGCGGGGUGUCGUGCGGACGUGGUGGUUCCAGCCCCUCCGCAGCCUGGGGAGUUUCCGAGAAGACAGUGUGGUCCUGUCCAGGGUGCCCACGUUUGCCUUCGUGCGCAUGGAUGUCAGCAGCAACUCCAAGUCCCAGCUGCUCAAUGCCGUCCUCAGCCCGGCCCGCCGCCAGUGGGACUGCUUCUGGCAUCGGGACCUCAAUUUAGGCACUAAUCCUCGAGAGAUCUCAGAUGGGUUAGUAGAGAUCUCCUGGUUUUUCCCCAGUGGUAAGGAGGACCUGGAUGUUUUCCCAGAGCCCAUGGCCUUUCUGAACUUGAGAGGUGACAUUGGGUCUCACUGGCUGCAGUUCAAGCUCUUGACAGAAGUCUCCUCUGCUGUGUUUAUUUUGACUGACAACAUCAGCAAGAAGGAAUACAAACUGCUGUACUCCAUGAAGGAGUCAACCACAAAGUACUACUUCAUCCUGAGUCCCUACCGAGGGAAACGGAACACGAACCUGCGCUUCCUCAACAGGCUGAUCCCCGUGUUGAAGAUAGACCACUCUCACGUCCUGGUGAAGGUCAGCAGUACUGACAGCGAGGGCUUCGUGAGGCGCAUCCGAGCCAUCAUGUGCAGCGUGGCUCGCUCUCCCUGCAGGAGGGUGUCUGUGGAGGACAUGGCACACGCAGCACGUAAGCUCGGCCUCAGAGUUGAUGAGGACUUUGAGGAGUGUCAGAAGGCAAAGGACCGGAUGGAGAAAAUCCUCAGGAAGAUCAAGGAUGUGGACGCCUACAAGAGAGACGAGCUGCGGCUGCAGGGCGAGCCUGCGAGGAGGGCCGCCCAAGCUGAAAGAGAGUUCUGCCAGCUCCAGUGGGUCCCGGAGCCCCCAGAGAAGCACCGGGCUGAGCUGAGACGGCGCGUCCUUGAGCUCCGGGUGCAGCAGAAUGGCCAGGAGCCCACCUCAGGGGUCCAGGAGUUCAUCCUGGGAAUAAGCAGCCCCUCCCCGAGUGAGAGGCAGUAUUUCCUGAGAUGGAUGGAGUGGGGGUUGGCUCGACUUGGCCAGCCACGGCCAAGACAGCCUCCAGAGACCCUUCUCACCCUCAGACCAAAACUUGGUGGGCCCUCAGACUUGACGGAGCCACUCUGGCCUGAGCCCUUGGGAGUGGAGCACUUCCUACGGGAGAUGGGCCAGUUCUAUGAAGCGGAGAGCUGCCUGAUCGAGGCAGGGAGGCUGCCCGCUGGCCAGAGGCGCUUUGCCCACUUCCCGGGUGUGGCUGUGGAACUGCUGCUGGGUGGGCUGCCCCUGGAGCUGGUCGAUGGGGCUACCCUGAGCAUCCCUGUUCGAUGGGUCACUGGGCUUCUCAAGGAGCUGCAUGCCCGCCUAGACAGGAGAUCUCGGCUAGUGGUUCUCUCUGCCCUGGGGGUGCCGGGCACAGGGAAGUCUACACUCCUUAACACCAUGUUUGGCCUGAAAUUUGCCACUGGGAGGAGCUGUAGUCCCCGGGGGGCCUUCAUGCAGCUCCUCCCUGUAGCUGAGGGCUUCAGUCAGGAUCUGGGCUGUGACCAGAUCCUGGUAAUAGACUCUGGGGGUUUGAUCAGUGGGGCCUUGGCCUCUGCUGGAGGCAGGUUUGAACUGGAGGCUUCCUUGGCCACACUGCUAAUGGGGCUAAGUAAUGUCACUGUGGUCAGUUUAGCUGAAACAAAGGACAUCCCACCAGCUGUUCUUCAUGCGUUUCUGAGGCUAGAAAAAAUGGGGCACAUGCCCAACUAUCAGUUUGUGUACCAGAACCUUCAUGACCUGCCUGUUCCCAGCCCCAAACCGAGAGACAGGAGGCAGCUCCUGGAUCCGCCAAGCGACCUGAGCAGGGCUACCCACUUGGAAAAGCAGGGCGGCGGCUUCCGGACACUGGCGGGCCUGGCUGAGAGGCAGCACGUCUGGCACAUCCCAGCCUUGUGGCAUGGAGCGCCACCCAUGGCCGCUGUGAGCUUGGGCUACAGUGAGGCCAUUUUUGAAUUGAAGAGAUGCCUAUUAGAAAACAUCAGGAAUGGCUUGUCCAACCAGAACCAAAACAUCCAGCAGCUCAUUGAGCGGCUGCGCAGGCUGUGACUGGUGUGAGGCCAGGCCUCCCGCUGUGGCCUGUGGUGACGACAGUAAGGCUGUGUCUGGCACCUGGGAGUUGCCUGGUGCUUGCUGCUCAUGGAGUGAAGGCCAGUGACAGCCAGGGGUGACGGGGCUCCUCUUCACAGUGUUAAGAAGCAAUCUCAGACUAGCUCAGAGACACCAUCGAGAAUAAGCCGAGGCCAGGGGUGGGGUGAUAAGCCGUUAGUUGAUCUCUGUUCCUUACCCAUGACAAGGCUCCUGGCAGUCGGCCCUCUGGGUAGCUGCUCCUUCAUUGGCCCCUGAAAUUAGGGAACAGCCCCCUUAGUCACUGUAGCUGCUGGCAGACAGGGGUGUUUCAGGUUGUCCCAAGGAAGCAGACUCCACACAGGUCCUCUGUGGACCAGCCUGGAAGGUUUUGGUGAUGUGCAGCAAAGUGUGAGGCACUGCCAUGGCACUGUGCUCAUGUACGGUGUAUGACGCACUCUCUGACCCGUGCCCAGGAAGUGCUCGUCAGUUACCUACCCUUCUGUGGUCCAGCACUCUGUCAUCCUUUCGCAGCACCUCACGGCACAUUGUCACGUGUGUUUCCUGUCUGCCCCUAGACUGUGAGUUGCUUGAGGGCAGGGCCUAAGCACCAUACAGCUCUGGGUCCCUAGGACCUGGCACACAUAGGCGCUUAAUAAAUGUUUGUUGAAUUAAUGAGUUGAAUGUAUACUCAAAUGAUAGUAGUGUGCAGGUUCUGCCUCUCCACGCCUUCAUUGUCCUCGUGCUCAGGACAGCAGCCUCUGCCUGAAGAGGGCCUGGGGAACAGUGGAAAUGGUACCUUCAUGGUGACUUCAGCAGGGUAGUCAUUACCCAAUUUUGUGGUUGCUGGAGGGAAAUGCUAGCCUGCAGCACCUGCACAGCAGGUCGUGAGAGGGUCUGCUAUCCAUGCUAGAGUCCUCCCCAGCAUUCUGAAAAGUGCAGCAAUGGAGCCACUGUUUGAGAGUUACUUGGUCAGGGACCUCAGGCUCUCUGCCGUUAUCUUCAGCUGGAUCAGUCACUUCAGUCAGUUUCAGAGCCCUGCUCCACCUACAUCUACACCUACGAGUUUCUACCUAACUGUGUCUUGCUGCUGAGGUCUUGGGCUUUCCUUUCAUCUAUGUUUUUUGUCCUGAGAGAAGUCAGGCUGUGGCCUGAGAGCCUCUCCUGUGUCUUGUCCUUUUACUAGAUUCAGCAGAGGUGCCCUUGGUCCAGGGUACGUGUGCGCUCUCUGAUCUGGAACCCUUUCUUGAACCAAGACCCUCUGGUCUCCUCUGCUGGCCUGGCUCCCUGGGUCUCCCAGGAUGACCACGAGGUGCCCUGGUGAUCUGCUGGUCGGGUGGUCUGGCCGUGUGCGGGUGAGAAAAGCAAUCCUGAAACUUUGCAGGAUCUCUGAUCUGCCUAACGUUAAAAUAACUUACAACACGCUGAUUCAGGUAGAAAUAACAAAACAUUUUUUUCCAUUUAAAAAUUUUCAUUUUUGCCAGCUGGACAUGUUGGUGCACACCUUUAAUUCCAGCACUAAGGAGGCAGAGACUGGUGUCUCUGGAUGUUCAAAGCCAAGCAGGUCUAGGAUAGCCAGAGCUACAUAAUAGACCCUGUCUAAAAAUACACAAACAAAACAAAACCUUCCUUUUCCCACUUCUCAUGGAGCUGGAGAAACUUCCCUGGCACCCCCCCCCACACACACACACACACGGCUUUUCACCUCCCAUUUUCCUAGCUCCAAGUUCAAGCACAGGGAAUACCUCUUACGAAUUGUUGUGAAUAGGGGGUCCUGUAAGUGGGUACAGACACUUGCAGCAAAGCAUAACAACUUGAAUUUGAUCUCUGGAACUCACCUAAAACCGGAAGGAAACCGUUCCCAUAGAGUUGUGCACUGACUCCACUCGUGCCAUGCCACUGUCCCCCAUGUACACACACUGUAAGCACACCUGCUAAUAGGAAAGGAGGGCACUUGCUUUCAGAGUCCCUCCUACUCCGGAGAGCUCAAGAAUUGCUUUUAACCAUACUUAAAAAUUGUUUUAUGCUGUCCCGAAAAUCUGAGACAAAGAAGACAAGAUUCAUGAUAGCUUAGAAAUGGAUUCUUCAUACUGGGAAUGGUGGUGUACAGCUGUGCUAUCAGGACUUGAGAGAUGGAGGAUCCAAAAGUUCAGGGUCAGUCUGGGUAUAUAGCAAGACCCCCAUCUCCAAGAAGAUAAAAAGUUCUUUUUUUCAUGAGGUUUGUCCACCACCCCGAAAUAAAAUUCAGUCUGUAUUCCUAAAA
Mus caroli (Ryukyu mouse) is the source of this 5543-nucleotide messenger RNA. It is a transcript of the gene Urgcp, whose product is annotated as upregulator of cell proliferation. Gene Ontology annotation, molecular function: GTP binding. The record is from RefSeq and is a predicted model, not a curated record. NCBI's taxonomy places the organism in Eukaryota, Metazoa, Chordata, Mammalia, Rodentia, Muridae.